CGUAGAGGAGUGGGUUGACUUUCUUUUAGCCUAAUUUUUACGUUUUUGUAAUGUAUUAAUUAUCACGGGCUGUAAUAACAAUAAAAAAAAAAAACAAUAGUCCUAUACUAAUACUAAGAGUAAAUGAAGAGUUUAAAUGCAAAAGCCUCUAAAUCAAUCUGACAUAUUUCUUUAAAAUUAUUUCUUUCUGGCUGCUUUGUAUAGGUUUCUAUGUAAGUACUGGUUCUUCAGAUUGGGCUGAGGCUGGAAUUUAGCGAGUUUGAAGUAAACGUAUUUGAUGGACGUAUAAUAAGUGUCAGGAGCAUUCUCAGUAGGGCUGCACGAUAUAUCGAAAAAUUAUCGUUAUCGCGAUAAUAGUAUAUGCGAUAUCUGUAUCGCAAAGAGUUGCAAUAAAUGAAAUUUAAUUUAUGUGCCAAGCAUUUGUGUGUCCAAAUUUGACCAAUCAGAUGGGGCCUUACUAUCUUAAUACCCGCCUCCCAAGUAGGUGAUAUAAUACUAUUCGCUAGACCGGGCGAAAAGGUGAACCUAGCGGCUCAGAGCAGAGAAUGAAAAAUAAAUAUGGCAGGAGUAGAGACAAGCGAGGAAAAUGACAGCAGCGAAGAACUUGUGCUUAAAAAGAACGGUACGUUUGAAAUAUGGCAAAUCUUUUGGCUUCAAGAGAGAAGACGUGUCACAAAUGCAGAUACUGUGUAAGUCGUGCCAAAAAACUGUUGUCACGUCGAGAGGAAAUACAGCUAAUCUCCACAGUCACCUGAAACACAACCACAGGGAGCUAUAUGAAGACUUCCGAAAGUGUAAGGCCAAAUCUACCAAAACUGCCAAUGAAAAGCCAAGUAACAAUAAAGGAGUCAUACAGACAACCAUCAAUCAAAGGUUUACAAAUGCAACCCCUUACGGAAAAACGUCGAAACGCCACAAGGAAUUAACAGAUGCUAUCACACGCUUUUUAGCUAAAGACAUGAUGCCUGUUGUAGCAUCUGGACCAAUCAGACAUACAUUAAUUGUUACAUUUAACAAAUAGUCUUUAAACCCAACAAGCGAGCUAUAUGCUGGAGCUCUGGAGACAACCCCCCAAAGCAACUAACACCCCAAAAGGGCUCAGUUGCCAGGACGACGAUCUGAUAAGAGGUUUUAUUGCCCAGAGGAAUGCACAUUUGCCCAUGCUACAUUUUCCCAUAGGAAAGACACAAUGCCUAUAGAAAUAGACUCUUUCCUAUUCAUUCACAGACAAACCUUUCUUUGACCUUCCACACAUAGCCCAGGUCAUUGUGUACAGUAUUACUGCAUUGUAUUUUAAUUUUGUCUGUUGUAUUUGUAUUUGUCUUUCUACUGUUUAUGCAUGUGUUAUGAUAGAUGACUAGCCGUAUAACCCACAUAUGCCAUGUUUGGUUUCUUUGAAUUUGUAUUUUGAUCAUCUAAAUUAUGGUGUAUAUUAUAUGUUGAUACCUUUGCAACAUGUUAGUGUUUUAAGAAACCUUAGUAGUUUUGCAUCAACACCCAAUCGAAUUACAUAUGCAAAAUACCAGGCUCACAGACAAAGAGUCGUAAACUUUCCCUCCAAAGGUGAAAGUUACCAUUGGUUCGUGGACCUCCUGGAGGCGCAGCCUCCAGAGAGCUUAAAGGCAUCAAACGAUUGAUUGCCUCUCUCUCUUCACUCUCUUCACUCGUCUGCAACAUCUUCCGAUUGCUGCCCAUGUGGAGGAACCCACAGGGAGCCUGAGCCGGCACAGGGCAUGCCUGGCGGGCCCGACAGGCCCCAACAUUCAGAGCUGUGGCUCUCGACCACAAAGAGCCAGACAUUUCCACUCAACCCUGGAAUUUAUCUUCAUGACUCGCCUCAGUCAGUCAGGGGUUCUUUUAGAACCUAAGAAGAUGAGCUAGAACUCUUCAGGACUUCCCUAAGCAUGCGCCAGGCCUUGCGGCCUUGUCUUUCCAUUCCCCAAAGAUCACAGGACUUCAGCUGGGUCCCUCUCAGCUCUUGGUUCUUCUUCACUUUUCACAUGGGAAGAAACUCCCAGUCACCAUCGAGUCAGAACAUCUUUGGAGUUCAUCACUCUUCAGACCCGAAAGAACGUGAUUGCAAUUCCAAAACCACCACUGCUCCAAACCAUCAAGACUUUCACCUGAGACUGCAUUUGGACACUUGUUCAACGACCAAGGCAAUGCAAGUAUCGUACAUUUAACUAAACAAACAGAGGUUUAGUAUAAGCUGUAGACAGCACUGAUGGUUUCACUCAGGUGGCUAACUGACUCUUUUCAUAGCUUCAUUUCAUUGUCUGUCUCUAACUGCUUCUCACUGACCAUUCCCCCAUGUAUGAGUGAUUUCAUGUUUGUUUGUUUAGAUUAGUUAUGUGUUAGUCCUUCAUUAAUAAACUAUAGUGCACAAAUUACAUGAGUUUUGAUUCUGAUUCUGAGCCCUACAUGAGCUAUACUGUUCACUUUCUUACUCAAGACUUUGAAUUAAAAGCACGCUGUCUGGGUGUUGUGUACUUCCCUGAAUCCCACACCAGCGAAAACAUAGCUCAUGGGCUGCAGGAUGUUUUAGCCAGCUGGAACUUAAAAGAGGAAAAUCAAGUCUCCAUUACAACGGACAACGGCGCCAAUGUGGUGAAGGCUACCAAACUUAAUAAUUGGGUCAGACUACAAUGCUUUGGUCAUCGCUUGCAUCUGGCCAUCGAAAAUGCUGUUAAAGGUGAUGAGUGCAUUACUUGAGCUGUUGGUCUCUGCAAAAAGUUAGUGGGACAUUUCUCCCACACCUGGAAGGGGAAGAUGGCACUGAAAAAAGCACAGAAAGAGCACAACCUUCCCGGAGCACUCCCUCAUCACAGAAUGCCCUACAAGGUGGGUUCGAGGCAGAGAAUGAUUCAGAGGGUUCUAGAGCAGCAGUGGGCCAUAAGCGACGUCCUGUCAGGAGACAGAAAGUCAAGACAUUUAGUUCCUUCUUGGCAGGACGUAGAUGUACUGGAGUCUAUAAACCAGGCAUUGCAGCCUCUGCAAGAAUUUAAAGAUGCUCUAUCAGGUGAAAGUUACGUAAGUGUUUCAUAUUUGAAACCUGUACUUCACUUGAUGAACACCACAAUUCUUGCUGCAAAGGAAGAAGACAGUGAUCUAACAAAGUCCAUAAAGAUGAAGAUUCUAGAGUACAUAAACACCAAGUAUGACAACCCAGCAACUCAAGAACUGCUGGACAUGACCUCCUUUAUGGACCCCAGAUUCAAAGCCAACUGCAUCAGCUCUGACAAGGUGUCAGACAUCAGAGCCAGGGUGAUGUCUGAAAUUGAAGCAACUAUGCCAAAGGAGCAAAGCCUAAGUAAUCAAGAUCACCAGGGCAUGGGUCCAACAGAUGUCACCCUAACGAAGGCCAAAAAGUCCCUGGGCAGUUUCUUCAAGACAUCCCCAGCUCCAUCAUCUAUGGAACCAUCGCACACUGUGGAAGUUGAACUGAACAACUACAUGAUGUCUCCCACCAUAGACAGUGAGAUGGACCCUCUCACUUGGUGGCAAGUCCAUCAGGUCGACUUCCCACAUCUGAGUAAACUAGCCAGGAAGUAUCUCUGUAUACCAGCAAGCAGUUCAUCUUCAGAGAGACUUUUCAGUACAUCAGGAAAUGUUGUGACGUGCCAGCGAGUCAAUUAGUCAAUUAGUUUUCCUGGCAAAAAAACUGGAACAAAAUAGCUUUGACAGUCAAGCACAUAUGGCAUGGGAUUGUGCCAAAACAGGUUUACAUGUUAUUACUUAAUGUUUACAUAAUAUUUACAUGUUAAUAUUAAUUAUUUUAUUUAUGUGGAUGUUGGCAAUAUGUUAGUGUUUCCACUACAUACCAAUUUAAGGCCUGUACACUUUGUUUAAUAGUAUUUUUUUAUUAAAUUUUUGUUUAAUAAUAUUUAUUUUUAUUUAAAAAAAAAAAAAGGCAAGGCAAGGAAAUAAUUUGUUUAAAAGAUGCUCUUGUUUUAAGACACUCUUGAUGAGUGUAUGGUUAAAUGUAAAUAAAAAGUAAAGUUUGAAAGUAAUUCAUAUUGUGCUGGCAGGUCUAUGGUAAUGGCAAACCAGAAAUCAGAAUAUCUGCUGAGGGUUUUAAGUCAUUCAUAGUG
Molecule: messenger RNA, 4091 nt
Organism: Labeo rohita (rohu)
Lineage: Eukaryota; Metazoa; Chordata; Actinopteri; Cypriniformes; Cyprinidae
Product: E3 SUMO-protein ligase ZBED1
Exons: 3
Coding region: 2770-3636 (288 amino acids)
Molecular function (GO): protein dimerization activity
Source: RefSeq, a predicted model, not a curated record